AAAGUGAACAAGAACUAAAAGAUGAAGAAAUGGAUUUAUUUACCAAAUACUACUCAGAGUGGAAAGGAGGUAGAAAAAACACAAAUGAAUUCUAUAAGACCAUUCCCCGGUUUUACUAUAGGCUGCCAGCUGAAGAUGAAGUGUUACUACAGAAAUUAAGAGAAGAAUCCAGAGCCGUCUUUCUGCAAAGGAAAAGCAGAGAACUAUUAGAUAAUGAAGAAUUACAGAAUUUAUGGUUCUUGCUGGACAAACACCAGACACCACCUAUGAUUGGAGAGGAAGCAAUGAUAAAUUAUGAAAAUUUUUUGAAAGUUGGUGAAAAAGCUGGACCAAAGUGCAAGCAGUUCUUCACCGCAAAAGUCUUUGCUAAACUCCUUCAUACAGAUUCCUAUGGAAGAAUUUCUAUCAUGCAGUUCUUUAAUUAUGUCAUGAGAAAAGUUUGGCUUCACCAAACAAGAAUAGGGCUCAGUUUAUAUGAUGUUGCUGGACAAGGGUACCUUCGGGAAUCUGAUUUAGAAAAUUACAUAUUGGAACUUAUCCCUACUUUGCCACAAUUAGAUGGGCUGGAAAAAUCCUUUUAUUCUUUUUAUGUUUGUACUGCCGUUAGGAAGUUCUUCUUCUUUUUAGACCCUCUAAGAACAGGGAAGAUAAAAAUUCAAGAUAUUUUAGCAUGCAGCUUCCUAGAUGAUUUAUUGGAGCUGAGAGAUGAGGAACUGUCCAAGGAAAGUCAAGAAACAAACUGGUUUUCUGCUCCCUCUGCCCUGAGGGUUUAUGGCCAAUAUUUGAAUCUUGAUAAGGAUCACAAUGGCAUGCUUAGUAAAGAAGAACUCUCCCGCUAUGGAACAGCAACUAUGACCAAUGUCUUCUUAGACCGUGUUUUCCAAGAAUGUCUCACUUAUGAUGGAGAAAUGGACUAUAAGACCUAUCUCGACUUUGUUCUUGCAUUAGAAAACCGAAAAGAACCUGCAGCUCUGCAAUAUAUAUUCAAACUGCUUGAUAUUGAGAACAAAGGAUAUCUGAAUGUCUUUUCUCUUAAUUAUUUUUUUAGGGCCAUACAGGAACUAAUGAAAAUCCAUGGACAAGAUCCUGUUUCAUUUCAAGAUGUCAAGGAUGAAAUCUUUGACAUGGUAAAACCAAAGGAUCCUUUGAAAAUCUCUCUUCAGGAUUUAAUCAACAGUAAUCAGGGAGACACAGUCACUACCAUUCUAAUUGAUCUGAAUGGCUUCUGGACAUAUGAGAACAGAGAAGCCCUUGUUGCAAAUGACAGUGAAAACUCUGCAGAUCUUGAUGAUACAUGA
This is a messenger RNA of Orycteropus afer afer, 1298 nucleotides long. It is a transcript of the gene PPP2R3C, whose product is annotated as protein phosphatase 2 regulatory subunit B''gamma. Gene Ontology annotation, biological process: microtubule cytoskeleton organization; positive regulation of B cell differentiation; B cell homeostasis. The record is from RefSeq and is a predicted model, not a curated record. Lineage: Eukaryota; Metazoa; Chordata; Mammalia; Tubulidentata; Orycteropodidae. Gene Ontology annotation, cellular component: centrosome; spindle.